GAGACAUGCAAACCGACGGCCCUGGAUGUGCACGACCGCGAGCAGGACAGAUAGGCACACAUUUUGAACACGGAGAUUCUCCGUGACUGGCUUUUUCCGACUACACGAGUCUUUUCAAAGGCCUAUCGAUACUGAACGCCCCCAAUGUCUACCUUUGACCACAAUAUUGCCACUACUAGUGAAUCUUCCUCAUCAACCGUGACCUCCUCACCUGUUUUCGGCUAUGCAUCCGAUCGAACAGACCAUUUACGCGCAGGGGUGGUGGUUAGCACGACCACUAUCUUCCCAAGUACUUCUCCUACAACUACGCUUGUGUUUGGGGAACCUCCAGCUCCGGUUCCAAUAGGUGCCAUUGUGGGAGGGACGAUAGCCGGGGUGGUUCUGGCCGUGGGUGUGGUCGUAACAUGGGUGUGGUGGGGGCGUUGCAUCAAACGUGAAAAACACAAGGAGAAACGAGAACUGCUUCGUGUCCUUGAGGUCAGGGAGAACACUCGAAGAAAUGCGUCUACAUCCGGGACGGGGGCACCCUUGGGCCAUUCUCCGGCUUCAACUCUGAGCAAGCAGAAGAGGACUGUCAAGUUUGGGGACGAGCCUCCUCCUUUGCCGAGUCCAAAGCCUUCUACAUCCGGUGACGCAACUAUCACUUCUCGUACGAAAACGCCCACUAGUACUACCGCUAGCAGCAGUCUGACGACUCCCUAUGCCCCUCCCAAACCGAGCCCUUUGGCUCGGGCGCUGUCUACCUCGAGUACGAAGACCUCACCACCGGACACGACCAUAACUCCUCUGCCUCCAAAACCCGUAACACGAAUACACCUGCCUAUCGUCGACUCACGACCUGUGAGCUCAACAUUAAGUUCAAAUUCUUUCUACUCGAUACAAAGUAUGGACGAGCCCCAGCCUCGAAUCCCAUCCGGCCUCAUAAAUGCUGCGCUCUCACCUCCAGAACCGAGCAAGAAGUUCUCCUUUCUAAAUUAUCUCCCACCUUCGAGGUUAGCAGUAAAUCCAGACGAGACCAGUCGGUUAUCUCAAGUCAGCUCAGGCUCAGAGAUGUCACGGCCAGAUAGUAUGUCUGGAGUUGGACAUGCUUCAUGAUACCUUUAUGGACCUUACUGACGACCUUUUGCGUCAUAUGGACAUGAUUGUGACGUGAUAACGGACUUUGUGUUAUACCACGAAUCUGUACAGUAUAUAGGUGUUUCUUGAGUUACACCGUGUUGCAGCGUAUUGUGUAGUUUCUUUGAGCUUCCGUCGGUUGCGCACCACCUGCUGGUCUAUGAGUAGCAUACUUUUGAUGUAGCCGACAUGAUGCAGACGAUAGUAUGUUCUAUACUUCUAUCGUAGAGAAUGAACGUAAUGCUAGGUUCAAAUAUUUUCAGG
Molecule: messenger RNA, 1380 nt
Organism: Somion occarium
Lineage: Eukaryota; Fungi; Basidiomycota; Agaricomycetes; Polyporales; Cerrenaceae
Source: the annotation of a GenBank genome assembly